Molecule: messenger RNA, 1378 nt
Organism: Myripristis murdjan (pinecone soldierfish)
Lineage: Eukaryota; Metazoa; Chordata; Actinopteri; Holocentriformes; Holocentridae
Gene: smim12
Product: small integral membrane protein 12
Exons: 2
Coding region: 104-379 (91 amino acids)
Source: RefSeq, a predicted model, not a curated record
ACCAGAUAGCGGCCGUGCUGACGUAACACGGAAGUUACGUCAAACCAACUCAUUGUCAAUGUGCUAACGGUAAAGUGAAGCCCAGUCAGAGCGGUGUGCAGCCAUGUGGCCUGUGGUUUGGACGGCCAUGCGGACCUACGCCCCUUACGUCACCUUCCCUGUUGCCUUUGUGGUUGGGGCGGUGGGCUACCACCUGGAGUGGUUCAUCAGGGGCACCCCCAAACCACGGGAAGAGGAGAAGAGCAUCCUGGAACUGAGGGAGGAGAGGAAGCUGCAGGAACAAUUGGGAAGGGACAGCACCCAGGUCCUCAGCCUGAAGGAGAAACUGGAAUUCACGCCCAAAGCGGCACUGAACAGGAACCGAUCUGAAAAGAGCUAACCAGUAUGGGAGCGAGAGACUCACACCCUCCCCCUCACAGCCUGGAGCAGAGGUCCUAGCACUGAAUUGUCUGAUCCACCGCUUGGAGAGAAUGCAGGGUGAGCCAGCGAGGCAAAUCACCCAGUCUGCCCCUAUACAUCUGCCACAUUUUGUCACUCCUGCGCUCCCUAAAGCAUUGGCAUGCCUGUGCAAUCAUCAGACACCUUUGGAAGCUCAUUAGAAAAAGGAAUACUUGCUUGUUGCAAUAUUGUAAUAAGACUAUGAUUUAUUGACCUGUCCUCCUCUAUUUCACAUGCUUGUUGCUGCAGUGAUGAACAACUAAUAUCACUGUAAUCAGAUACACCGCACAGAGCCGUGUUGCUACAUAUGGAGUCUCUGACUGUCUUCCCCGGGGCAUUCAAGCUUGUGAAUCAGUAUCAAAAGUUUAAUGUGAUUUGGCCGUCUGUUUGCCGUCAGCUUAGCUCACACAGCUAAAAAGAACUCUUCCUGAUUUAUUUAAGUCCAGGUGUGGCAUUAUGAGAUGAAUUUCAUUGUGCUCUCGCUAUCAAAACACUUAACUGUCAUCUACUGCAUGAAAAGAGGAUUACUUCAUGUAACGAGCCUGUCAGAAAGUGUCUUAUUGUAAUCUUUUCUGUAUGGAUAAGAAAGGUUUCCUGUUUGUGAACAUAAUAGAAAAGGAGGCGAUAACGAUGGCUUUAGUCUUUUUAUCUAAUUCCAUGUAGGCUUUCUUUUAUUAUUUUCAUGACAGCCUGUGACAAAAUGAAACAAAAGUGUGGGAGAUCUCUCAGGAAGUAAAAGCUGUCCAGCCCCACCACUUUACUUGACCUACUUUCAUUUUAGAAAGUCUGGAUGGAUGGUUUGGUAACUGUGUUUAAAUUACAGUGUGUGAUUAUACUGAACAUGAAAAUAUGUUGAGUGUUUGUACUCUGAAAGUGCAUGCCCUAUUGAAUUUUGAAAAGUGAUGUUGCCAUCUUCAAUAAAGAAUUGUCUUUGAGAGCA